AUGUCAUUAUAUGAAGUAGCAAAUGCAGUGAAAAGUGUUAGGUUCGUGCUACAAAAACAUGGCAAUAAAACUUGGUUGGGCAUGUCGCAUCAGGAAUUGCAAAACUAUUGUGAAGUGGCCUGGGAAAGUCAAAUGUGUAAAUGGCGCCAAGGUCAAGACAUUUGUGAAAGAGUUUUUACUUUACUAUCAGUAUAUAUUCAAGAGGAAACUAAACCAGCCGGUUUCGCUAACCUAGGAGAAUAUAUAAGUGACAUCAUUCUAGAAAUGGGAAUGAUGUGGACCGAGGUUCGGCAGACUAAAUUCGCGUGCAAUUUACGAAAAAUAGAACACCUAGAAAAUUUCAAUCUCGACAGUUGGACUUGCACGGUGUGUGAAAAAGAAAAUGAUAUGCUUUAUGACAAUAGCAAAGAUUUUUUCAACUGGUCCAUUCUUGUUAUAUGCAAGACAGCGGUCAGCAGCUCAUCCCCAUUAUGCUGGUUAAAUGAGCAUAAGGAUACAUGGACAAGGAAACCUGUUUAUAUAAUCAAGGCACUCCACCUCAAAUGUGUGGGGACGGUUGCAGAUGGAUUUGAAAAGCCAAAUUGUUUCUACUGUGGGUGGUGGAAGGUGCAAAGGGAGUUAAGAGAGGUCGAAGCGAUGAUUUCUUUUAUUCAUAGAUUCGCAAAUGCUUAA
This is a messenger RNA of Clunio marinus, 672 nucleotides long. NCBI's taxonomy places the organism in Eukaryota, Metazoa, Arthropoda, Insecta, Diptera, Chironomidae. The record is from the annotation of a GenBank genome assembly.